Messenger RNA from Saxophila tyrrhenica, 954 nucleotides. RefSeq lists its product as uncharacterized. The transcript has 2 exons. The record is from RefSeq and is a predicted model, not a curated record. NCBI's taxonomy places the organism in Eukaryota, Fungi, Ascomycota, Dothideomycetes, Mycosphaerellales, Extremaceae. Bases 1 to 954 code for a protein of 317 amino acids. Gene Ontology annotation, biological process: regulation of DNA-templated transcription.
AUGAGUGCAAUCUACGAGGAGCCUGGGGACGCUGGCGUGGUCAAUGAGCCCGUCAAGGUGUUAAUCGCGCUCCACGAAGGCAUGGAUGCUAUGGACGUUGUUGGACCAUUGGAAGUUUUUUCGUGGGCUAUGCACCAGCCAAAGAAGCCGGAAACCAAAGCCUUCCGCGUCAUCUUCGCUGCUGAAGGAGAGGAGGUCACCAGCGCUCAGGGCGCUACCUUCAACGCCCACAUGUCCUUCGCCGAAGCUAUGAAGCGUCUCGCUGAAAUUGACGUCCUCGUCAUCCCUGGCGGCGGCACCGAGGCCAUCCUCAAGUCCAAGGGCCAGCCGCUGCCAUUGAUCAAGCAGUUCGCUGAGACCCAGAAGAAGCAGCCACACCGCGAGCGUACCUUGAUGAGCGUCUGCACCGGGUCCAUGUUCCUCGCCGAGUGCGGUGUUCUGGCCGGCUUGAGCGCUACCACGCACCCAGACUACGUCACCAAGCUGGAGAUCCUGUGCUCCAACGUCGCCAUGCGUGACAUGGCCGACCGCUGCGACGUCACCGAGCAGAGGUACGUGGUCAACAACCUCCGCUUCGAUCUCGGCGAAGACGAAGAGUCCAACCCAUACAUCAUGAGUCGCAAGGAGUACAAGGAGCACAAGCGCCGGAAGAGCUCGGCCGGCGGCCCACCAUCUCCCAUCGAGGAGCGCUCCAACGGUGCCAGGCCAUCGGGCGGACGCAAGGGCAGCAUGAGCUGGAAGGCUAGCAACAACCGCCGCGAGAGUGUGCUCAAGCGCAGCACUUUGCGUCUGGGCGGCUUGCGUGUCCUUACCACUGGUGGUGUCACUGCUGGCAUUGAUGGUGCUCUCUACAUGGUUGGAGCUCUGGUCAGCGAUGACGCUGCUGAUGAGGUUGCUCGCGUCAUGUGUCACAAGUGGGUCAAGGGUAUGGUCGUUGAUGGGACUGAUGUUUAA